AUCUAUUUCAUUACAUUCUACAUAGUUGAACCACUUCAUUACUCUACUUCUUCCCUCGUCAUCAUGGCUCCCCAGAAGCAAAUGGUCCUCAAGUUGACCUCCUUCCGCUACAAGAAGGAGGGGAUCUCUGAGAAAGAAUUCCACGAAUACGCCAGCAAGUCGCAUGCUCCUAAGGCAGCCAUCGUACAGGCUCGCCAUGGCGCCAUCAAAGUGUGCCAGUACCACACUCCAAGCGCCAGCAAGAGGCUUAUCACUGAGAAGAUCCCUUGGGCCGUACGUCCAGGCUGGGAGAUCGAAGAUCACGACAUCAUGGUGUGUGUGUACGUGCCGAAUGCGGAGACAGCACAGGCGAUUGUGACAGACCCAGACUUCCAGAGCCUCGUGGCUGGCGAGGACGAGAUCUGUGACCAGACUCGCGCCAAGUUGACUGCGGGGUGGGAGGAGGUGUUCGUGGAGGAUGGCAAGGUGGUCGAGGCCGACUAUGGUACAUUUGAGGAGCUCACUAGCCUUGGCCAUGAUAGCAAGCCCACUUCGGCUCCCGAGGGCAUCCGCAUCUAAAAGGGAAACAGAGAAGAUAGCAUCAAAUACCUACUGUAGUAGUUAGCUCCACCAAUAAGAUACGUGUGUGGUUUGUACUAUUUGUGGGACUAGCUGGGCCAUAGGCUGCGUAAAGUGAGGAGCUGGGGUUGCAGCUUAUCCUGUUCGGAAAAUACAUCAGUGUGGAGUAAGUGGUGCCUGUCUAUAACUCAAUGGAAUUAAUAUGCAUUUUA
Messenger RNA from Aspergillus neoniger CBS 115656, 770 nucleotides. RefSeq names its product EthD domain-containing protein. The transcript is spliced from 2 exons. Bases 64 to 558 code for a protein of 164 amino acids. Gene Ontology annotation, molecular function: oxidoreductase activity. Lineage: Eukaryota; Fungi; Ascomycota; Eurotiomycetes; Eurotiales; Aspergillaceae. The record is from RefSeq and is a predicted model, not a curated record.